Didymodactylos carnosus is the source of this 1329-nucleotide messenger RNA. The record is from the annotation of a GenBank genome assembly. NCBI's taxonomy places the organism in Eukaryota, Metazoa, Rotifera, Eurotatoria, Philodinida, Philodinidae.
AUGGAAACAGUUCAUGCUUUACAAAAUCGUUAUAAUGAAACAAAAAUCUUGAGUGAUACUAAACAAAAAUUUCUUCUUGACUCAUCUGUACAAGCUCGACAGAAAGUUUGCCAAUGGUUUGAAAAAAAAAUUGCCGAUUUGAAUGAUGCACAAUACAAAAUAUUGAAUGAUAUCGAAUCUGAGAGAGAUCAAAUCCAGGUACAUUUAUACGAUCUAAAUGAAAAAGUUGAAGCAAUUGGCGAUCAAAUAGAAACCUUAAUAGAAACUGGUACCAUAAUCAACGAUUUAACAGCAAAGUUAGAUGACUUGAAUAAAAAAUUGGACAAUAUCGAUUUUCCAGCUGAACAUUCUCUACUCGCCAGAUAUAAAGUUUCUUUAACUAAUGAUGUUCACAAUAAUGUUUCAACAGAAGUAAUCUGCAAGGACAGUCAGACUGAUCUGACAAUGAAAGAUAUGACUCAGAAUGGUAUUCAAACAGAAAAUAGUCUACUAACAAAUAGUGAGGAGGAUGAGAAUGGUUCGAUGGAUGCUAAUCCAUCCUCUUUUCGAAUAAAUGAUACAGUUCCCAUGUAUCAGAACGUUGGUCGAAUUGCUAGUAAUGGAGAAGGUUUACUUUAUUGUUCACCCAUUCUAAAUCUUCUUUGUUAUCGUCAAUUAAAUCAAACUUUCGAAACACAUUGUGACUGGACUCAUUCUCCUAUUGAAGACAUGAUUUGGUGGUCAAAUUUAAAUAGUUACCUGUGUGCAACAUUAAAUGGCGUAUACACAGUAAAAUAUGAUGAUGGUGACUUUCGCGUUAGAUUGAUAAUUCCUGGCAAGUGGAAAUAUGUUAGAGUAGCGUGUAAUCACGAAUUCAUAUGGACAUGGAUUUAUUCAAAACUGAAUGCAUUCUAUGGUUUGUGUCAAUAUUCAAAGGAAUUAGAACUUGUACGCACAAUCGAUUUUAAGAGACCUUCUAUUGGAAAUUUUAUUGAUGGAAGCCUGAGUUUUUGUGUACAAGACAAUGUAUUCGCGUCCGUAUGUCAUUAUAGAGUAAAUAAACGAAAUGUUUUUCGUGUGACACUGUGUAAUACAAGUUUAACAAAAGAAAUUUUUACCGCUGUCCUAGGACAGUGUGGUAAUACACUAGAAAUUCGAAGUGAUAUCAACGGUUAUUUUUUUAUUGCAACUGGAACAAAAAAAUUAUGGAUUAUUAAACAGAAUGGUGAGAAGUGGUUUCUUGAAUUGGCGAACAAUUUGCAUGCUCUGACUGUUCUUGAUGAUCGAGAUAUUCUUAUUGCAACUGAUACAAAUAAUCUUCAACGUAUAACACGCGAAACCAAUGGUUAA